AUGAUGUCCAUCUUCCUCGUUCCCCUCCUGUCCCCGCUCACGGUCCGUUUCGCCCACCGCAACACACAUGUGGACGAAGCCUACUCAGAUAGCGACGACGUGUUCGCUGUCCUCGCCAACCUUUCCCGACUGUUUGAGCCAGCAUGGCGGCCCCUCCCCGGCACAGCAGUCAAGCGGAUGGUCGUCAACACCUGGACGCACCCGGGCGAUAGAUUCGAGGACAAGCGCAAGAUGCACCCUCACGCGAUGUGGGGCACCCAGGGGCUCGCAUGGGACCUUGGCGCCUCCGCCGACGAGAUCCAUCCCCGGGGGGGGGGGGGCUGUGUUUGUUUCCAGCCGGCCGAGCAGCCUACCCACGCUCACGAUGGACACCCGCCGAAUGGUGGACGCAAGUGGGGCCACGACAACAUGGUCCCCACCAUCACGAAUCACGUCAUCGACCGGAUGCUCACAGGGAUUGUGACGACGUUCGUCAGCCCCUUGACGUUCCGACAGGUGCCUUGGGAAGCAGACGCUAAUGAGAGCGACGAUGACGACGGCGACGACGAUGGCGACGGCAGCGUCGACGGUCUCGCCGCAUGGCCCGAUUGGGGCGCCGAGCGCGACUCCACCAAGGCCAGCACAUUCCGCAGCAAUGCUAGGCUUCGGGUUUACAGUGUUCGGCUCUACCCGGAAGUCCUUAUCAAUAUCCCCGAGGACGGCCUCGAGGGCGACGAGAAAUCACAGGCCGACCACGAUUACGACGAGGGUUCACAGGAAGCCCUUGAGGGCGAAGACGAUUCGCAGGACGGGCUUGAUGACGAGUACAGCUCCGAAGACGACUCCGAAAACGACUCCGAGGACGAAGACGUCGAUGCGGAUGAAAUCCUGGUCCGGAUCCGGUUCAUGGGGCUCGACGAGUGCCGUGCCGGUACGGAGCGACUGGGGUCCAAACGUCCUCCAUGCGAGGGGAAGUAA
Cutaneotrichosporon cavernicola is the source of this 957-nucleotide messenger RNA. RefSeq lists its product as uncharacterized. The record is from RefSeq and is a predicted model, not a curated record. The transcript is spliced from 2 exons. NCBI's taxonomy places the organism in Eukaryota, Fungi, Basidiomycota, Tremellomycetes, Trichosporonales, Trichosporonaceae. The coding region runs from base 1 to 957 and encodes 318 amino acids.